Molecule: messenger RNA, 1476 nt
Organism: Mizuhopecten yessoensis (Yesso scallop)
Lineage: Eukaryota; Metazoa; Mollusca; Bivalvia; Pectinida; Pectinidae
Product: hydroxyacyl-coenzyme A dehydrogenase, mitochondrial-like
Exons: 8
Coding region: 61-996 (311 amino acids)
Biological process (GO): fatty acid beta-oxidation
Cellular component (GO): mitochondrion
Molecular function (GO): NAD+ binding; (3S)-3-hydroxyacyl-CoA dehydrogenase (NAD+) activity
Source: RefSeq, a predicted model, not a curated record
AUCUACAGUACAAGCCGGUAGACAGUUUCGAAGUUGAAGAUAGUCGACCCCCGCUUUAUCAUGGCUCACUUCGUAAAUACGUGCAUUCGAAGGUUUUCCACAUCUGCAAUGCGUGCAGAAGCUAUAAAAUGUGUGACUGUGAUAGGAGGCGGACAGAUGGGAGCAGGUAUUGCACAGGUUGCAGCAACUACUGGGCAUCAAGUGGUAAUUGUGGAUCAAUCAGAGGACAUUCUGAACAAGUCUAAGGCUUCAAUUCACAAAAGUCUGCAAAGAGUAGCCAAGAAAAAGUUUGCUGACGAUGCUAAAGCGGGGGAAGCAUUCAUAUCUGAGGCGAUUGACAGAGUGAGUAUCCAGACGGAUGCCACCAAUGCUGUGGGCAAUGCAGACCUUGUUGUGGAGGCUAUUGUAGAGAACUUAGAGGUGAAGAGACAACUGUUUACCAUCCUGGAUAAGGCAGCUCCACAACACACCAUAUUUGCCAGUAAUACAUCCUCUUUGCCCAUCAAGGAUAUAGCCGAGUCCACACAGAGAAUGGACAGAUUCGGUGGUCUCCAUUUCUUCAACCCCGUCCCUGUCAUGAAGUUGCUUGAGGUAGUCCGAAUACCUCAAACCAGUGAUGAAACAUUUAAUAAGCUACUGGCCUUUGGAAAAAAUCUGCAAAAAACAACUGUAAAUUGCAAGGAUACGCCAGGCUUCAUUGUGAACAGACUGCUGGUACCGUACAUGGUAGAGGCAGUGCGACUACUAGAAAGAGGUGAUGCUUCAACCCGUGACAUAGACACCGCCAUGAAGUUGGGCGCUGGGUAUCCCAUGGGACCAUUUGAGUUGUGCGACUACGUUGGCUUAGACACCAUGAAGUUUAUUCUGGAUGGUUGGCAUGAAAAGAAUCCAGAAAAUCCAUUGUUUGAACCCAGUGCGAUGCUGAAUAAGCUGGUUGCUGAAGGAAAGUUUGGAAUCAAGACAGGAGAAGGCUUUUACCCUUACAAAAAGAAGUGAUCUUUAAAAGUUCAAUACUGGAAUUUGCGGUGAUCAGCUGUCUUUUUGUGACCAAUUUGUAUACUAUAUAUUAUCGGCUGAUAUGCAGUGACUGAAGACUUGACUUUUACGUGGGAAGGUUUCACGAUUAUGCAUUUUCAUUAAAAAGUUAAUACGAUAGCUUUGAUGAUAAAUAACAUACAGGACAAUACAUCUAGUGAAACAGAAGCAAUAGUUUAUGUAUUACAUAAUAUUAUUGAUGAUUUCCUACAAGAAAUACUUCUUUAAACAUCUUAUUACCUCAGAGACCUUUACUGUUUUAGUUAACGUUCUAGUCCUACCUAUUCCUAUGGGCAACACAACACCUAAAUUAUCAUCUUUUGAAGUUGAAGUUUUCUAUUGUAUUUUUCUAUUGAUUUGUAUGUAGUUAUAUAAUAUAUAAUUUUUCAUGAUGGUUGAAUUUAAUAUGCCAUGUUAAGAAAUAAAUUUAAACAGAAGUGA